AGAGGAGGAGGACGUGAACGGAAGGGAGGCAGAAAGCAGGAGAAAAGCUGAGCUGUCCGCACGCUGUUUUUGGAGUCGUGCGUAAAAGCGCGAAGCAAAGUGAGAUUAACUGGAUAAACACAGAUUCUGUUUUCCUUUUUUUCCCUCUGCCUUGGACACGUUCCUGCUGCUGGAGUGUAGUGUAGGAAGAGGGUGAGCCAAGCGUUGUGGAAACCCUCUCUGAUUGUCCCUUUUUUCUUUUGCGUUUUUUACGCUUGGAAAUUACUGGAACUUCUAGUUUUUUUUUGGACGCUAAACCGAACGAGGAAACGUUAAAUGCAAAUGAGGGUAGGUGACUACCGCGCUUUUGUUCAACAUCUAAAAGACACUUGAAACGCUGGCUUCUCUUUCCCCCACAUUGCAUAGUAGGCUGUGCUGUUUGGUUCACUGAAAUGUGAGACAGUGGUGAAGUCGGUACAUGACAAACCGCUGCAUCCAGCUGUUUUCUGUUUGCCAAUAUCGUAACCAUCCAUUCACGCCUUUUUCUUGUCGGGAUCGGACGUGCUGAGAAAACUUUUUAAGAAUGAAGAGGAGAAAAUUCACGUCUCUGUUUUGUGGUUCCGCCGUGUGCUGAAGUGGAUCUGUGUUGUUAUUUCAGAGGUUUCCCAGCCUUCAUGUCGAGCAGGCAGGAGAGCUGACAUGCGCCUGGAUCGGGGAUACGGUGCGGUGACAUAUGAUUAACAGAAAGUUGUGAAAUCGCCUGAUUACCGAGCUGAUAAGUGAAUGAUUCAGACAACCAGAGCCGGUGAGGAAACGAGCGCUGUGCCUGCGUGUGCGCCGUGAAACGCCGCUUUUCAGCUCAACCACUCCAAGGACUCGGGUUUAUUUGAUUUUAUUUUUUAAUUUUGCGAGGAGAGGAGCGUCUCCGGAGCCGAUAUGGAGGAGUGGAGACAAUGUGGACGCUGGUUGAUAGACUGCAAGGUCCUGCCCCCGAACCACCGGGUCGUGUGGCCCUCGGCGGCCGUGUUCGACUUGGCACAGGCCCUGCGAGACGGGGUACUGCUGUGCCAGAUGUUGCACAACCUCUCCCCCGGAUCGGUGGACCUGAAGGAGAUCAAUUUCAGGCCCCAGAUGUCACAGUUCCUGUGUUUGAAGAACAUCCGGACAUUUCUCAAGGUGUGCCACGACAAGUUUGGGCUGCGCAACAGCGAACUGUUCGACCCUUUCGACCUUUUCGACGUCAGAGACUUCGGCAAGGUGAUCUCCGCUCUGUCGAGGAUCUCCCACCACAGCAUCGCACAAAUCAAAGGCAUCAGGCCUUUUCCGUCGGAGGACACAGCUCUGAACGAGGAUGAUGUGUACCGGAGCCUGGAGGAGUUGGCAGACGAACACGACUUGGGCGAGGAUGACAUCUACGACUGCGUGCCAUGCGAGGACGACGGCGACGACAUCUACGAGGACAUCAUUAAGGUGGAAGUACGACAACCCAUGAAAAUGGGUAUGACAGAAGAUGACAAGAGAAACUGCUGCUUAGUGGAGAUCCAGGAAACUGAAGCCAAGUAUUACAAGACUUUAGAGGACAUCGAGAAGAACUACAUGAUCCCAUUGAAGCAAUACUUGAGUCCCCAAGACAUGGAGGCUAUCUUCGUCAACCUUGAGGAUGUUAUCAAAGUCCAUUACGCCCUCCUGCGAGCCAUCGACCUCAGCAUGGUCAGCGGAGGAAGUGGCCUGGGGAAGAUCUUCCUCGACUUUAAAGAAAGGUUGUUGAUCUAUGGUCAGUACUGCAGCCACAUGGAAAACGCCCAGAAGACACUGGAUGACCUAAUAGCAACACGAGAGGAUGUAAAGAUUAAAGUAGAGGAAUGUACCAUGAAAGUGCAAGAGGGGAAGUUCAAGCUGCAGGACCUUCUGGUUGUUCCCAUGCAGAGGGUGCUGAAGUAUCACCUACUACUGAAGGAGCUUUUGAGUCAUUCGACCGACCGACCCGAGAGACAACAGCUCAAGGAGGCUCUGGCUGCUAUGGAGGACCUGGCCAUGUACAUCAACGAGGUCAAGAGGGACAACGAGACCCUGAAAAAAAUCAGCGAAUUCCAAAGUUCGAUAGAAAAUCUUCAGCAGGUGAAACUGGAGGAAUAUGGGAGGCCAAAGAUAGACGGAGAGCUGAAAGUGUCCUCUAUCCUCAACAGAACAAAGCAGGACCGGUAUAUAUUCUUGUUUGAUAAAGUGGUCAUUGUCUGCAAGAGGAAAGGCUAUAGCUAUGAGCUCAAAGAGAUUAUUGAACUGCAGUCGUAUAAAAUGUCAGAUGACCCCAUGAACAACAGAGACAUGAAAAAGUCGAGUGGAAAAAUGUGGUCUUAUGGUUUCUACCUGAUCCACCUGCAAGGGAAGCAGGGCUUCCAGUUCUUUUGUAAAACUGAGGAGACAAAGAGGAAGUGGAUGGAGCAGUUUGAUAUGGCCAUGUCCAACAUCAAGCCAGAGAGAGCCACGGCCAAUCAGCACAACUUCCAAAUGCACACGUUUGAUAAAAACACCAACUGUCGAGCCUGCAAGAUGCUCUUGAGGGGCAUCUUCUAUCAGGGCUACUACUGCUCUCGCUGUGGAACAGGAGCUCACAAAGAGUGUCUGGAAGUCAUCACCAUCUGUAAAAUCAAUCCUCUAGAUUUGGAACCCGGAAUGUCACCAGGUCCGAAGAUGGUGGCGGUGAGGAACUAUCACGGCACACCGGCGCCUCCGGGGAAGACGCCGCUCUGUUUUCAAACAGGAGAUUUUAUCGAGCUGCUGAAGGGAGAUCCGGACACCACGUGGUGGGAGGGGAGGCUGAUGCAAACACAAAAAAGCGGCUUCUUCCCCAGUUCAUGUGUGAAGCCUUGUUUGGACCCAAAGCCCUUUCAAUCCAGCCGGCAGUCCUCGAGGGAAGCAGACUACUACGGAUAUCCUUGGUUUGCAGGGAACAUGGAGCGCCAGCAGGCAGACAACCUUUUAAAAUCCCACAGCAGUGGGACAUACCUUAUCAGAGAGAGGACAGCCGAGGCGGAGAGGUUCGCCAUCAGCAUCAAAUUCAACGAUGAAGUAAAACACAUCAAAGUCAUCGAAAAAGACAGCUGGAUUCACAUAACCGAGGCAAAAAAGUUUGAAAGUCUUUUGGAGCUGGUGGAGUACUAUCAGACCCAUUCGCUAAAAGAAAGCUUCAAGUUGUUAGAUACCACGUUGAGAUACCCCUACAAGUCGAGAGAACGCUCGCUAACACGGGCCAGCACACGCUCACCAGCAGCCACCUGCGCCUCCUACAACUUCUCCUUCCUCAGUCCGCAGGGCCUCAACUUCUCCUCCUCUCAGAGCUCAGCUCCCUUUUGGUCAGUGUUUACUCCGCGGGUGGUCAGCACAGCCGUGGCCAGGUAUAACUUUGCGGCGAGAGACAUGAGAGAGCUCUCGCUGCGGGAAGGAGACAUCGUCAAAAUCUACAGCAAGAUCGGAGGCGACCAGGGCUGGUGGAAAGGAGAGGCGAAUGGAAGAAUUGGAUGGUUUCCCUCAACCUACGUGGACGAAGAGGGAGUGCAGUAAAGGCUUGUGGAUGCUGCCGGCCCGGCUCCCCUUUAAAUCAGGAACCGUCUACUACUAUCUACUGUUCUCAGAGAAGAUUAUUCACUCUCUCCAGGAAAAAUGACACAAGGAAAACAAACAAACAAACAAAAAAAAGACCUGUUUUUUUGUCGUCGUUUUUGCUGGAUGCUCAUUUUUCUACUUUGUUUCUCUACAAUUAUGCAUCGGCUUUUGUUAUUUCUGUUGUUUUUUUUUUCUCUCGCUGGAUGUCCUGUUUAAUUUCUGUACAGGAAAGAAGAAGAAAAAAAACUGGCUUUGCUGUCUGUCAGCCUCUGCGUGCUCUGCAGAGACUCCACUGAACUGAGGACACAGCAGAAACUGACUGUUGAAAGCUUUACUUUGAGGGAAAAAAAAAAAAAGGAAGGCUCCCCCUUUUUGUUGCAGGUGAAAUAAUUGUACAGUAUAGAUAAUUUAUUGAAUAGAGAUUAUUAUCAUGACUAAUGAUUAUUGUGGGGAAGUUGAUUUAAGCAAAGAAUCGGAUCAUUGAAAAAAAAAAAAAAAAAAACAGAUGCUGUGUUUUCAUGUUGAGAGAUUUUUGCCUUAGUUGUCAUGGUGAUGCCUUGUGGGCUGACACCAGUGGAGGGAAUCGACUUUGUUGACUGGGUUUUCUGCUUUCUCCAUGUAUGCAUGUGCCCAUGUGCGGCCCACAUAAACACAACACAGACACACACCAAUGUACAGUACGGUGCCUUUGAAGAAUUGCUCGUUGCUUUUUCUGAACCUCGACAUUGAGCCGGUAAAGAACGCCGCCAUCCCCUUAAAAAAAAAAACAACAGACGUCCACAUGCAGAGGACUUUAUUACCAGGAAGGGGUGCAACACUCCGGAGACGGCUCGACUUCUGAGCCCUCGGGGGAAAAAAAAACACAAGAUGGAUGGUUUUGACUCCACCUAACCGGAGACCGGAUGGACUCGCAGCUGGAGGAGUUUUGUUUUUUCAAUAGCCAACAACAAUCACGUAUACAGUUCACGUCAGUUGUCGGUGUCAUGAGUCUGUGGGUGCAAACAUCAAAAUAUCCAACUUUUAAAUCUCUGUGUUCAUUGUUUGAUUUUUUUCACACAGAAUUUUUAAUUAUCUGAAGCUAAAUUCAUCUGGUUGGAUCAGUUCUGAUUUUUGCCUUAUUUUAUUUUAUUUUUUUUUUUACAGAUGAUCAGGUUUUUAUUGUUAAUCAUUUCUCACGUGAGAUUUAUGUCCGGUGCUGUGCAGACGAAAUGAAACGGUGUCAGAGGAGUUUUCAUUUUGAAGGAAAUAUUGCGUGCUAACGACACGAAUCCACAGAAGGAGCCCUUAAACCUUUUUUUGUGAUUUUUCUAGGGGUGCGGUGCUUAGUGUUUCCUUUUAUUUCCAGUAAUUUAAUGGUGCCAUAAAUACUUAACAGAUUUAUAGACCGCAGUGUGCUGGCAUACAGCUUUUUUUUUUUUUUUAACUUUCAAGAGCUUAAAUGAACCAGAUCGAUUUCUAAUCCCAGCCCUGCAGAUAUUCAGAUUUUUAUUGACCUUUUUUAGCUCUGCUUUCUUUAAAAAGGUAAGCGCAAAUUUUGUUUACGUGAAAUUUGAUAUACAUUAUAUGACUAACUCUGGCCUUUAACCUUCAUACCUUCACCUUUCAAUAUUGACGCACAUUUGCAUCAGUGCGGCACACAAAAAAGAAAAAAGAAGAAAUGCUCGACUAAAAAUUGGAUUUUAUGCAAAGUCGCUGCUUAAAGUAGCUUAUAAAGUGAAGUCUUCUUGCUGCAAAUAGGUCAAAAAAACAAGUUCAGUCCAUCAAUACGGUUCAAACCGACACUGAGAAGUAAAGUGCAAACACUGAGCACGUCAGCUCUGGCUGGUUCACAAAGACUUACGGCGCAGGAGAUGCUGAUAUGUUUAGUUUCUAAACUUUUUGACUGUCUAUAAUGUGUGUAUAUCGCAAAAAAAAAAAAAAAAAAGGCCAACCGCCCUGGAAAAACACAAAGUCCUACCACUGUGUGAGGGGGACACACAGGAGGCCUCCAUGUUGUCUGGAAUACGAGGGUUUGGAGCGGGUUUUGGGGGGAGGGGAAUCUAGUCGCUUUUUUUAAAAAUGUGGUGGACAAGAACCCAUUGCAUGUGGCUAUUGAUAUUUCAACUCCUGUCAGUUCAUCCUGGAAAAAAUAAGUACUUAAUCGUGUACAUUUUUUUUUUUUUUGAAUGGUUGAGUAUUUCCAAAUGAGGUCUAUCAUGAAAUAAAUAUUUCUCUUUUGAUUUAAA
This is a messenger RNA of Stegastes partitus (bicolor damselfish), 5807 nucleotides long. RefSeq names its product vav 2 guanine nucleotide exchange factor (gene vav2). Gene Ontology annotation, molecular function: guanyl-nucleotide exchange factor activity; protein binding. Gene Ontology annotation, cellular component: cytoplasm. Bases 916 to 3540 code for a protein of 874 amino acids. Gene Ontology annotation, biological process: intracellular signal transduction; cell migration; regulation of GTPase activity. NCBI's taxonomy places the organism in Eukaryota, Metazoa, Chordata, Actinopteri, Pomacentridae. The transcript is spliced from 29 exons. The record is from RefSeq and is a predicted model, not a curated record.